Molecule: messenger RNA, 3739 nt
Organism: Engraulis encrasicolus (European anchovy)
Lineage: Eukaryota; Metazoa; Chordata; Actinopteri; Clupeiformes; Engraulidae
Gene: hspb8
Product: heat shock protein b8
Exons: 3
Coding region: 1511-2179 (222 amino acids)
Biological process (GO): cellular response to unfolded protein
Cellular component (GO): protein folding chaperone complex; nucleus; cytoplasm
Molecular function (GO): protein homodimerization activity
Source: RefSeq, a predicted model, not a curated record
GCAAGAUCAUCUUUUAUUUAUGGUUCUCCGUGGAAUUGCAAAGUAACCUUUGCAACACUCCAUAUUUCUACCCUUUGAACAAAGUCUGGAUGAGGGAUUUUCUGCAGUUUGUAUUAAUUUUAGUUUUGUUAAACUAUGAAAAGUUCAUAUACAGUAGGCCUGGUGGAUUUCCUAAUUGCAGAAUUGUUAUGCAUUGGUAUGCAACACUGGAUGAGUUUGGCAUUUGAAAGCUGUGAGCCAUGAAUAUAACGAGUUGGACAGCCUCAGGGCAACCAUUUUAAUCUUCAAAAGUUUUUGGCUAAUCUCUGUUGGCUGAUACAUUUGUCAUUUAAAAAAGGUAGACCAUUGCCCAUGCCCAAAGUGGUCUAAGAAAUUGGUUCGGUGGUAGAACGUCUUUUUUUGCAGUCGUGCGAAAUUAACACUGCAUAAUGUAGGCCUAAUUAACAUGGGUGCCGCGAGGGGAAAGGUGUUACCGAUUCUAAGGGCCCAACAGCACUGACAGGGCCCCUGGAAAGAUGCUGGUAAUGUAAUUUGUCAUUUUGGGGGCCCAAAAUGUGAAUCUUUCAUGGGGCCCAACAUUUUUAGCGGUGUCCCUGCUGAUUAAUGUAGGCAUAGAACUAUUAGUUAAAUUUUAAAGGAUUGAAACUGAUUGAACAAUGAGUUAUGUACUUUACAGUAACCGCCCAUGUCGCAUUCCUUGUUGGUGACUUCAUCCGUUUGAAUGUCUGUCCCGUAAUAUUUCAUUCACAGUCUGCUGACAAACGUUUCCAAUAAAAGUGGUGGUGGUCUGGUCACUGACGGAAUUUCUGUAGUAGGUGUACAUACACAUACCAAGGUGAUUGCCUCAUGCGUAUUUGUGGGCACCUCAAGGGAUGAAUGGCGGGGGAAUCCUGUAAUCCCCAGGGGACGAUUAAAAACCGUAAACAUGUAAGACACUCGCGCUUACGACAUGAGCUGUGUUGUUUUAUUCGACUGGUGACAUCAUGUUGCUCCCAUCCUUGUAGCUAGGUUGAAGCUCGCCGUCAAUAUUGACCCCAUGUGCUGUUUUCUAUUAAAAAGAAAGUGAGUCAUCGGGGCAAUGCGGAGGUGUGGAGUGCGCCGUUGCUUUGGAAGUGAGACAUAGCCCCCAUGUCCAAACUUGGAAGGGGAGGAGGGUCUUCGGUCAGCUGUUGUAUCGGGCACUUUCUGGACUUUGCUAGCCUAUGUACAAUAGGGUGAACUCGAACUCGGUCGGAUGUAUAAAACAGCUUAGCUAUUUUACUGAUUACAGUUAUCUUUGGUCAGACGGAAACGGAAGGUCACCGUAGUAGUCUGAAAGUAUCUUCCAGAGAGGAAACUUCUUGAAGUUCUCGAGUCCAGUCGCAUUCAAGGCUGAACUUUCUUUCAGUCGGGGUUUUUAAAGUGGUUAUGCGCACAGCUUGGCUACCUUUGGUGACAUCUAAAGGAUUAAUUUCCAACGUUUAUAACAAGAUUUUGUCUUAAAUUUCUUUAUCCUUCAAAGCGUCUCGCCAUGGGAGAUGGGGAUUUUUACGCGUUGGGGAGCAGGCAAAGAGCACCGAGAGAUCCGUUUAGGGAGCAGUCUCUGGCAUCACGGUUUAUGGAUGAAGACUUUGGAAUUCCCUUCCCUGAAGACCUCUCAAUGGACUGGCCUGGAUGGGCACGGCCGCCACGACUGAGUACCCGGCUUAAUGCGCCAUGGACUGGCGGCCUGCGCACAGGGUUCCCUCGCACAUCCAUGGGCGGUUCUCCUACUGUCUAUAGCACACGGUACAGCGAGCCGCGCAGCUCCCCUACGCCGUCGAACCCAGACGAGCCAUGGAAAGUGUGCGUAAACGUCCACAGCUUCAAGCCAGAGGAACUUAACGUCAAAACUAAGGACGGUUUUGUAGAAGUGUCAGGGAAACACGAAGAGAAGCAGGAGGAAGGUGGCAUUGUGACGAAGAACUUCACAAAGAAAAUUCAGAUCCCGUCAGAUGUUGACCCUCUCACCGUGUUCGCCUCGCUCUCUCCCGAGGGGGUGCUCAUCAUCGAGGCGAGGCAGGCGCCGCCAUAUUACCUCUACAGCAGCGAGAUGCCCAGGGACGAGCCAAUGGCAGGAGCCGGAGCAGGAGCAGGAGCGGCGGGGAUGAUGAUGACUGGAGAGCCAGAGUUGAAUCCUCAGGAGGCCGCAGUAGUGUAACUCGGCAAACACACCAGCCCUGUCCCCCGCCAUAUUAAAAGGCCAUCCAGCUAAGCCAAUAUAGCCCUGUGUUUUUUUCACUCUAGUCUGCUCCCUCCAAGCUAUCACUUUCUCCUCUCUCUCUCUCUCUCUCUCUCUCUCUCUCUCUCUCUCUCUCUCUCUCUGGGUCUAUCACUCUCACUCUCACUCUCUUUCUCAGUCUGAUGCUUUUUCCUUGCUCGUCUUCACUUGCCCUUCCUCUUGCCCUCUCUCUCUCUCUCUACUUCUUUCUCUUGCCCUUUUCUCUAUCAGUGUUUUUUGUCCUCCCUGUGGCUGGGACUUAAGGUCCACAGCAUGAGGUGAAUGGCUUCCUCAUGAGCUGCAAGCCUACGCACCUCUCCACACAACCUUUUGAUCCUCCAUGAGCAAAGCGCAGCAUUUCAAAAUCCACUAAAAGGGCUCGAUUGGAUUUGAGCUGGAGGUCUUUACGUUUUAUUUAUUUUAUUUUAUUCCUUUUUUUCCAAGUUUGCCAACUGCGUAUGCUGACCUCUGUCAUAACCCUUUUUAUAGGCUGUUAAACACCACAUGGGCUUUCUGAACGGGGGAUGGGGGGUUAAGAGGCAUUUGGCUGAACAGCAGCUUUGACCACAUGCUGGGAAAUAUGACGUGACAUAAAGUAUGUGGUAUACACAACAGUGUGGCGGUUUUUUCGGAGACCAGAGUGUUGCUUGUGUCAUGUUGUCACGAGCGCCUAGCUCCUGAAAGACCCCGGAAUGUUGUUCAGGGAAUGUGAAACAAGAAACAAUCCGGGAUGGAAUGCAAUGCCAAGGUGUCGUGUGCGGGAGAAAUGAAUCACACAUCAUGACUACCUAUCAGUCAGGCUGAAACAACACAUGAAUGCUUCCGAUAUAUUGCAAUCGAUGGUGUGUGCAUGUUUGACCCCCAGACGACCUUUGGCUCUGCAGCUCAGCCCUGUUGAGGCGGUGCCAGAACAGAGCCAGAUGCGGGCCGGAUGAGGGUUAGGACUGUAGCAGUUGGCAUUAAUAAAAAAAAUGUAUAAAUAAAUAAAAAAACAAAUAAUAUCUUCCAUGACGUCCUCAGCAAGUGCACCAUGGGAAUGUUUGUGUUUUCCUGCUAACAGGGAACUACAUCUGCUGUAUGCUGUGUGUGGGUGUGUGUGAGUGUGUGUUUAACCUUCCUAGCUUUGUAUUCUGUGAAAACGACAGAGGCACAUAAGAAAUCAAUGCCCUUCUGGCCGGUUAAUAGGGCCAGAUGCGAAGCACACUGGAGGGAAAUAUUCCCUUAUUGUCAGUGCAUUGAUGCUGUACAUAUAUAAAUCCAUGCGUAUACUAUUAACCAGCCCUUGGUCACGGGAGAGUAUAAGAUUUUUAAUAGAGGUCUUACAAAAUGAUGUUGUUUUCCUUUUUCUUUUUUUUAAAUUACGUGUGGUUAAGUGAUAUUUUCUCUGCAAAGUGAAAGAGAACGUUAUCAGAUUUCUUCUAUCAGAUGUCUUUGUAUUGUAUUGUAUGUGUAUGCCAUAAUGACAAUAAAAAAAUAAAAUAAAAACUCUCACUACCCUCA